CUUGUAUCCAAACCACUUCACAAUGAACGGGCGACACUGGCCAGGAGGUAUUCCCUCCACUAUCCGUGCUCAUCCAGAACCACGAAUGGAGCAUAGAGAGUUCGACCUCGCCACACAAGGAUUCCGACGAUUUAUUCGCGAACACUGGGCUCCUCGGAGAGAGGAUUCCAAUGAAGAGGGUUUUGAAUAUGAAGACGCCCAGCGACGAGAAUUGGUGGUCGCGUGGGCUUCUGUCGAUCAGGGCUAUCGUGAAAAUUAUCAAAACAAUCCCAUUGACCACGAGCCCCCAUUUAACAAGUACGAUGGAUCUGAUGACUGCCUCCGCGGCACGCCAUUCCCCGAAUCAACAGACCUCUACUACAUCGCAACAAUUAAAACACCUCAAGACCACAACCGAAUGAUCAAAGCUUUCCUUCUCCAAUGGGAAUGGAACUAUGACGAUCCUAUUAACCCAGUCAGCAGUCCAGUGGCCAUGAUUUCACCCAGCGCUACCGACAAACCCAUCACCGCGGAGACCUUCAAAUUGGCCCGAUCAGUCGAAUGCCCUGACUUCAGUGACAUGGGGAUGACGGUCGAUGGGACGGUGAUAUUCAACGAGAUUGGCACCGCAGUCUUGGUUGAUGAUGUUACGCUUCAAACGGGGUUGAUUUUGAUGCUCAAGCCCCACACCAAUGGAUCGGUUGAAUUUGCGGCUCGUAUGCGGCCUGAGGAUGUAAGACAUGUGUGGAAUACUCUCGUUGGUUUGGGAUGGGGUCUUGAGGGGGCGAUUGAGAGAGAACAUGUAUCUGAAGAACCCUUUGAUAUGGAACCGCCUCUGCCUGAACUUUUACUUUCUCGAUUGCAUAACGGAGACAAACUCAGUCGCCAGGAACUGGAGGAACGAAUUGAAGAGGUGGCCCCGGGGUUCAUGGAAGCUGAAGAAGAAGGGGGUUCAUUCUAUGAUAUCAGUCAGAUUGAGUUUGAUCAAUAAGUGCUCCCAUCGUUUUAUCAUUUCUGUUAUCCCUGUUUUGUUAGUCUAAAUAUCCAGUUUAUGCCCAGGAAGCUUGGUGCACAUCGAACAUAGUUUGUGCACAUAACUAGGGGAGAAACAUUAGCCGCCUGUCAACAUCCCGAGUUUUUCAAUCAACCAGCCAGAUAAACAAUGGACUUAAUAUGUAUAUCCCCAACCAGAACCAGA
This is a messenger RNA of Aspergillus wentii DTO 134E9, 1177 nucleotides long. RefSeq lists its product as uncharacterized. The transcript is spliced from 4 exons. The record is from RefSeq and is a predicted model, not a curated record. The coding region runs from base 23 to 970 and encodes 315 amino acids. Lineage: Eukaryota; Fungi; Ascomycota; Eurotiomycetes; Eurotiales; Aspergillaceae.